AUGUUUUCGUCAAGUUUCAAGAACAGCCAGGUCAAUUCUCAGACUUAUGACUUGGAAGCACAAACCGCCACCCAAUCGUUAGAAAACGACGAUACUUCUAAACGGGUUGAUGAAGCCGUUCCCCUGUCCUCGUUUGCGAGUACUCCAUCUCGUUCUCGUUCAAAAAUUCCCAAAACUGCCUCUUCUGCGGUUUCCGACUCAACAAUUUCAAGCCGGGCGUCGGUCUCUGCGAAUUCUGAUGAUUUACUUGUCGAGGGACCUCCUCCAUCGCUUUUGCUAGAAGAAGGUCUUCGUGCUGGCUCAAUCCGACAAACAACAUCUCGUAGUCAGCAUCGACUUCAAAAUUCUGCUGCAUCACGACUUCGUCUACCUCGAAACCGAUUUUCAAGACGCUUUCUCCGUGGUAGCAGAAGCGGCAGGAUCGAUCCAGAGGAACGAGCUUUGUGGUACUGGGCAAACGUGGAAAACAUGGAUGUCUUCCUUAACGAAAUUUACGCGUACUACCAAGGAAAGGGCUUUUGGUGCAUCAUUCUUCAUCGGUUUCUUCAGGUUAGCACCAUUGCAUUCGUCGUGGGCUUCUCAACAUAUCUGACCAGCUGUGUUAAUUGGCAAUCCAUCAAGCCGAACUCUUCCCUGGCCUCUGUCAUCUACCCUCGAUGCAUGGCUCGUAUGUCCUCGACAUCCGUACUCAUCCUAUGGGUUUUGCUGUGCACAUUGUUCGCCUUGACAUUACACUAUACGGUAGACACAUUUCGGUUGUGGAGAAUGCGUGACUUUUUCGUGUACGCCCUUCAUAUUCCUGAGCAGGACAUGCAAACUGUGUCGUGGCCGUUAGUCGUGCAACGUUUAAUGAUGUUGAAGGAUUUGAAUGCGCUAACGGCACCCCAAUAUGUUCUUGCUGAAAACGAAAAGCGUCGGAUGGAUGCACAUGCAAUCGUCAAUAGAAUCAUGCGCAAGGAAAACUAUAUGAUUGCGCUCAUGAACAACGGUAUUUUGGAGGCGAAUGUGCCCUACAUAAACUCUCCCAUCUUUACAAAAACAAUGGAAUGGAACCUGAGUUGGUGUAUUUUGUCGCAUGUUUUUGGCAAACAGGGACAGGUAAAGCAGGAGAUUUUGAGUUUUGGAGCACGAACUCGUUUGGCGGAGGAACUGCGUCGCCGAUUUAUCGUAGCUGCUGUACUGAAUGGCAUAUUUGCGCCAUUUAUCGCCAUAUACCUGGUUUUGCUCUACUUUUUCCGCUACUUCAACGAGUAUCAUAAGAAUCCCAGCUCUCUAGGUGCUCGCCGCUACACGCCCCUGGCUCAAUGGCGGUUUCGUGAGUUUAAUGAACUGCAACAUGUAUUUGAAAAGCGUAUGAAUGCCAGUUACGAGGCUGCUUCUCACUACAUCUCUCAGUUCCCGAAUAUAAACCUCAUUCGGUUAGCUAAGUUUGUGACACUGGUACUUGGUAGCUUUACCGCAAUCCUUGUUCUUUUAACGAUCAUUGAACCUGACUUGGCGUUAACGUUUGAGCUGACGGACGACCGGCCUAUUCUCUUUUAUCUCGGUAUUUUUGGUACUCUUAUUGCUGUUGUUCGCAGUGCCAUUCCGGAGGACACGCUCGUGUUUGAUCCAGAAGCGUCAUUAAAAGAAGUUGUUGAGUACACACACUACUUGCCAGCUUCAUGGAAAGACAAAAUGCAUAGCAAGGAGGUGCAAGCCGAAUUCUGUGCGUUUUAUGCUUUUCGAGUUACAACCUUACUUUGGGAAAUUAUCGGUGUUCUGUAUACGCCGUUCUUCCUUUGGAAAAUUGCUCCGGAACGCAGUGCAGCUGUGAUUGAUUUCUUUAGAGAACAUACUGUGAAUGUAAGCGGUGUAGGUAAUGUCUGCAGCUUUGCCGUAUUCCAUUCGAGUACCCGAGGUCCCGCAACCUCAAAAGCUCGGGAAACGUUUACUCGCACAUCGUAUCCUUCUCCGAUGUCACACAAAGUUGCUGCGGUUUACGGUGCUUCAGCCGGUCCCCAAGCUCGCGAUGCCUUUUUACGAGACAAGAUGCAGUUAUCGAUCUUGAAUUUUGCUGCAACAAACCCUGAAUGGAUUCCUCAAAACGAGCAAGAUGUGGACUAA
This is a messenger RNA of Schizosaccharomyces japonicus yFS275, 2106 nucleotides long. RefSeq names its product autophagy associated protein Atg9. Gene Ontology annotation, cellular component: phagophore assembly site membrane; cytoplasmic vesicle membrane; endoplasmic reticulum membrane. The transcript has a single exon. The record is from RefSeq and is a predicted model, not a curated record. Gene Ontology annotation, biological process: macroautophagy; plasma membrane phospholipid scrambling; autophagy. Bases 1 to 2106 code for a protein of 701 amino acids. NCBI's taxonomy places the organism in Eukaryota, Fungi, Ascomycota, Schizosaccharomycetes, Schizosaccharomycetales, Schizosaccharomycetaceae.